AUGCAACAACCAAUUCUUGCAUAUUGGUCAAUCAGAGGUCUAGUUGAGCAUAUUCGCAUGUUUCUAACUCACCUUGGAGUAGCUUUUGAGGAUAAGCAUUAUCCCACUGGCGACGCUCCAGAUUAUGACAAGAGUGUCUGGCUUGCUGAUAAAGAAAGCCUUGGUCUUGAUUUCCCAAACCUUCCUUAUUUCAUUGAUGACCAAGUCAAACUCACUGAAAGUGUUGCAAUUGUUACUUAUAUUGCAGGAAAAUACAACCCUGCUUAUAACGGGAGAACAAUUACAGAGCAAGCCAGUGUAAACAUGUGUGCCGGAGUUCUUCGAGAUGUCUGGAAUGCCAUUAUCAAUGCAAGCUAUUCUCCUGAUGCAACUACAAGAAUUCCAAUAGCGCUUGAUAGCCAUAGGGUUAAUUUAGGAAGAAUCGCAAACUAUCUUCAAGGAAAAAGAUUCCUUAUAGGAGAUCAGCCAACAUGGGUUGACUUUUUCGCAUAUGAACUAUUUGAUAGAAUUGAUGUAUUUAAUCCUGAGUUCUUAAGAGGCAUAUCUCCUAACUUUGAAGCUCAUAAAGGCCAUGUUAGAGGUUUAGCGCACGUAGAAGAGUUUGUGUCAAGACCAAGACUAGCAUUAAACAACAAGAUGGCAGGAUGGGGGAACUAA
Messenger RNA from Blepharisma stoltei, 657 nucleotides. The record is from the annotation of a GenBank genome assembly. Lineage: Eukaryota; Ciliophora; Heterotrichea; Heterotrichida; Blepharismidae.